Rhagoletis zephyria (snowberry fruit fly) is the source of this 2220-nucleotide messenger RNA. RefSeq names its product Hus1-like checkpoint clamp component (gene Hus1-like). The record is from RefSeq and is a predicted model, not a curated record. Gene Ontology annotation, biological process: nucleotide-excision repair; double-strand break repair via homologous recombination; mitotic intra-S DNA damage checkpoint signaling. Gene Ontology annotation, cellular component: site of double-strand break; nucleolus; checkpoint clamp complex. NCBI's taxonomy places the organism in Eukaryota, Metazoa, Arthropoda, Insecta, Diptera, Tephritidae.
UGAAGUCGACUUUCUAUAAAGCAUUUGGCAACGCUGAAUCGGCAGUGAUUGUCGGAAUCAAUUUUUGGUGUUGUCCAUUGGACGUGCGAUUUUCAGCAAAAAAUUAAAACAAAAAUUGUAUAAGAAUACUUAAAAGUACGUCAUAAGCAAAGAAAAAAGGCUACGGAAAGCACCAUAAUACAUACAAACAUUAAUAAAACUGAGAGAGUAAAUAAACAAACACCAUGAAGUUUCGUGCUAUGAUGCAGGAUCCUGAGUACAUGCGAGAAUUUCUAUACAUCAUACAAACGCUAUCGAAAUUGGCGAAAACAUGCGUAAUGAAGAUUUCAAUGGACAAAGUUUAUUUUGUGGCAAACGAGGAAUCUGGCAGCACAGCACCAUUGGUUUGGGUAGAAAUCGAUCCAAAAUUAUAUUUCUCUGAGUACACAAUGCAAGGUGUGGACGAUGAACUGGACCCACAUAUUGUGCUAAAUGUACCAACUCUAAAUUUAGGCACCGCACUCUCUUUGCUGCGAAAUAAUCCAUGUUAUUGUAAACUGAAGUUGACUAAUCUACAAUUCCCUUGCUUGACGGUCGACGUGGAUGCGACCACUAAGAGCUCGGAUAAGUCGCGCCGCGCCAUGCAUCAUGUACCUGUGGAUGUAAUACCACGUUGCGAUUGGCCAAAUUAUGCAGUGCCUCGAAAACCGACCUGCAAAUUGGUGUUAAAUGUGCCCUCCAAUAGGUUAAUACGAGGUCUAAUUGACAAAAUAAAGAAUCUAUCACCGACUAUAAUUUUUUAUGCAACUACCAGUGGAGAAAUGAAUUUGGUUGCCGAAACGGAUAUGGCAACAAUUACAACGCGCUACCAAAAUUUAGAGUUACGUGCGAUGAAUGCUAGCGAAAGUGACAAAGAGAAGGAUCAAAUUGAGGCAUCAUGUUCCGUGGACUGUAAGAAGACUGCACUAUUUUUCUCGGCACUACAAGUACCCUCAACGGAGUUGUCGUGUGGCAUAGCUGAUGAUCGCCUCAUACACUUGGAAGUGAACAUACGAGAAGGCAUUGCCAUCCACUCCAUUUUGCCAGCAGUUUGCGUAUGAACAUUGUUUGUUGAGCUGUUAAAUAAAAAAGUUAACGAAUAUUUAGAUUUAAGGAUCUUUCUUGACGCAAUUUUGGUAUAAUAGCUGCAUUUUUUUUUGUAAACGACCGACAAAAUAACGCUCAACUCGGGUAAAAUUUCCUUUUAGCUACUUAGCAACCCUGUUAGACACAAAUAACAAAAGAAAUGAGUAAUUUUGCGAGGUAUGUGCGUAAUAUAUAUAUUUAUUUAAAAUAUAAAUCAUGUAUAUACGAAAACAAUAAUUUCCCUCUCCACUAUCCCAUUAACAAUUCACAAUAGAGCAGUUUUUUCACUUACCAACACUACCCUUGAGCUCGCGUAUUUUUUAACUGACCUUGCUAAACUCGGAUAAGUAGCCGAGUUUGUGUUGUUGCUUUGCAUGUACUGCGUCAUUUAAGCGAGUGUAGUUUUUGUAGCUCGGUUGCAAAAGAAUGCACCUAAUGUUAAACUUAUCAGUGCACAUAAAAGCCAAUUGAUUUUUCCAAGCAAAUUACAUAAAUAAGUGAAAAUGUUUGAAUAACUAAACUAUAUAAAAUACAUACAUACAUAUGCAUUUAAUAAAUGGAAUGCGAGCGAAUAUCGAUGAGAAUCAUUUAACUGUAACUAAAUAUUUUGUUGAAUGGAACUUUUAGAAUUAUGCAAAGAAGUGAUUUCUAGAACAAACAACACACGAAACUAAAAUUGACCUAGAAGUAGUGGUAUUAUCUUUCUAAAAUAUGUUUGUAUUGAUUAACCUAUAGGAAGCAAUUUUGUUGAACAACUAAGAUGUCUAAUCCGCGAUUAAACUGUUACCAAAAAUUUCGCCGCUGUUUGUGAUUUUCGCAUAAUGUCCUAUGAACCGUUUGUUCUGCAAGUAGUUUUCGACUACCCCAACAAAAAUUGUUAAUAAGUCAACAUACUUUUUUGUUUUUUUUUGUUUGUUUUUGACAUACAUACGCAUGUAAGGGCGAAUCCAGCGAAAAGUCUACCGGGUAAAAAAACCUUAAAGUCCUAUAUCUAAUUUACUUACUAACUGGCCGAUUUGACUGCUUUGAUCCAGGUAUUUUGAAAACCCGUAUUUAUGCUCUGAUUUAUUUCACAGUUGGCAUGUUUAGUUGAUAAUAAUAAUAAAAAUACAUAGA